This is a messenger RNA of Tetranychus urticae (two-spotted spider mite), 4334 nucleotides long. RefSeq lists its product as uncharacterized. Lineage: Eukaryota; Metazoa; Arthropoda; Arachnida; Trombidiformes; Tetranychidae. Gene Ontology annotation, molecular function: protein binding. The record is from RefSeq and is a predicted model, not a curated record.
CUAUUCAAUGGUUUCCCUCAUCGUAUUACAAUGCUAGUCAACUGCUAAUCUUCAAGUUGUUUUAUUAAUUGUGUCUCAUUGUUUAUAGUUUUGAUUACGUCUUAAAUCACCCAACAAUAAACAUAAAACAUACACAAUACACACAACGCAGAAACAUUCAUUAUGCUUCAUCUUUUCUCAACUGGAACAGCCACUGGUUUUACAGUUAUGAUUUGUGUUUACCUUUUACUAUACCAAUCUAAUUGUUUCUAAAUUUAAAUCGAGUGCAAUUUAUUUCCUUUUGUUCAAUUUAACCAGUUCCCGUUACGAUUAUUUUAUAUACAUUUAAUUUAUUUUCGGAUAUCAACUCUUGAAUUGGUUAAUGGUUUGGAUGGUUAAUAUGAAAUGAAUCAACCUCAGAUGACUGUUGUACACUGUACAGUUUAUAGCGAACCUUUCCUUUUUUCCUAUUUCAAUGGCCUUCUCUGUGAGUUCAUCAGCUCAUCACCAAUCAAUUAAAGCUUCACCCAGGAAAAGGACAGCUUUAUCGUCUGUAUCAUCAAUAGUGAAUGAUGCUUUUCAAGCCAAAUGUGUUAAAGAAUUGAAUAAAUUACGCUCCAAUUGUCGUAAGACUCUACAACAAGAUUUAACAAGAUUACUUGACAAAGAAACAUUUGCAGAUACAUUCAUUGAAGGAGAUACAUUUAGGAAGCCUUGUCAUAGCUGCCUAUUGGCUUCGCGAGUUCCUACUUUUUAUUUACUCCUGAUCAACCAUUUUGAUUUCACAUCUUCUAAGCAUUCUAAGCGAGGAUUCAACACUUACCGACUUCCAUCUACCAUUGACUGUAAAGAAAUCACUGAUUUUCUCCAAAAAGUCUAUUGUCAUGAGGACAUUUGUUUUGAUGAAUCAUUGAUCGUUGACAAACUACGUGCACAUAUUUCAAUAACCAUGACUUCCGAAUCUGGAAUUGACAAAAAAUCAGUUUCCUCUGUUGAUGAAGACAAUCUGUCAAAUGGCCUGAUCAAAGAAGACAGUCUAGAAGAUUUUGUACGAGCUUGUAAUGGUGGAUUCGAUAAAGAUAGCCUAAAGCCUUCAGAUAGCCUGGAACUUGUUACAGAUUCACUGAAUAAUGCUAGUAUCUCUUCGGAAGAUAAUAAGAAUGAGCGCCAUAGUACUGAUUAUGAAGACAGCUUAGCAGCUGGACAAAAAGACGAAGGUUUAACCUCGAGUGAAUCUAGUCAAAUGGUUCGAAGUGGAACUUACGAUAUGCUUACAUCUAUACAAUUGGAAGAUCACAUUUUGAAAAACCUUGAUGAUGAUGAUGGAGAAGAAAAGAACAAUGAAAAAGAUUCAAAUCAUUGCGAGUCGCAGAUUUUGAUUGGGAAUCAAGCUUUUCAAGGUGAAAAAUCUUCAUCAGAAACCAAUCUUAGACACAGACUUGACUCACUUGAGCUUAAUUUAAAUUCCACAAAAGAAGAAUCAACUAAGGAUUCGCUUGAUGACGACAAUGACGAGGCAGCAACUGAUGCUGAUGUUGCAACUCCAGUAGCAGAAGUACCUGAAAGCUUAACCACUCAAUCUAAAGUAUCUAGAUCACAAAGCAGCUCAUUAUUUCAAUUUUUUGUUGAUAUGGACUCCAUGUCUCGUAGUACGCCAAACUGCGAUUCAUCUAGAGACACGAAAAAAGAGGAAAUUAAUAUGACAAGCAGUGGUUUCAUGUUCAUAGAUUUAAACUCUGUUGGACCUGAAGAGGAACAAAAAUCAAGGACCAUUGAAAGAGACAAAAACAAAGUGAAAGACAAACGUGUUCCAAAAAUUGACCCCGCAGAUGGUGAAGAGAUUAAAAGUAGCUCUUCGUUAUCAAUGAGACAUGGAUCGACGUUAGAAGCUCGAAGCAGAACAAAUCGAGGAUGUGAAUCUAAUGAUGAAAAUAACAGUGGACGUAUAUCCAAUAAUACAAACUCAAGGAGAUCAGUAAAUUAUCGAAAACAAGCAAGCAGUUCAUCUGUAUUAGGAAAUAAUCGUCAUUCCUUCAACAAAAGCCGACCCAAAAACAUUAAUCGUCAAUCAACAUCGCCAAUGAGUUCAAUGGAUAGUGGAAUGUUAUCCUCUAUAAAUUCUGAAUGUACACAUGGUGAUGAUGAAGAUUGGUUAUUAAGUAUCAAAACACAUUCCCAGGUUAAAAAAGGAGCCUCUCUUUGGCGCAACGAAACACAAGAAGAUCAACAAUCUACUCCCUCCAUGAAUCAUGCUGCACAACAUCGGAAAAACACUUCAGAGGUCAAUAUGUUUAUUAAUAAAGAUGAUAAGCAUAGUAGGCCAAGUGGAUCCAGAGAUGAUGAACACAGACGAACAAUUAAUUCUUGUUCAAAACUAGGCGAGGAUUUACUGCAAAUGUAUUACAAUGGUAUCAAUGCUGAUAUUACCAUUAAAGCUGAAAAUCGGACAUUAAAGGCUCAUAAAUGCAUCUUGGUGGCACGUAGUCCAUAUUUCUCAGCUAUGUUUUCCGGUGAAUGGCGUGAUUCUAAAACAACAAACAUUACCCUCCAAGGAUUCAGCUACAUUACAGUUCAUUUUGCUUUAUGCCAUAUUUACAGUGGUGGCUUAAACAUUCCAACAGAUGACAACUUUAAUCUAGCUGAAUUGGCCUUACUAUCUAACCUUCUGGCUUUGGAUACUCUUCGAGAUGUUGUCAUCUAUGAACUGGAAAAAACUUAUUGUCAUUUUUUCCACAAGCCUUGCUCAGAAUGCACAGUCGGUGUUGUUGAUUGUCUUAUUGUUUCUUCUGAAUGUGGAUUCUCAACACUCCAUCAAAAAUGUCUAACUUGGUCAGGAAAACACUUUGCUCGACUCUGGCCAACCCGUUCUUUUGCCUGUUUACCUAACUCAUUAUUGGAUUCAUGUUUCCAAAGUACAAUUCAUAGUAUGACACCUAAAUCCAUAAUCGAGAUUGUUUUGCAUUGUGAUCGGCUUACAAAAACAACACCAAAAGUUAAAUGGGCUGAACCAAUUUUCUCCCUCAUUGGCCGUCUAAUUGAACAAUGUGUUAAUUUUGUUGCUGGAAAUUAUGAUCUAAUAGUUGCCAGUGAAUCCUUCAUUUCUUUAGGAAGAGCAAAUUCGUGGAAUAUCUCAGCCUUGGAAGAAACAUUCCUUGCUGCCAUGAAUAAUAUGACACCUGAAAUCGCUUGCAAAACACUGGUUAAAUUGAAUAACAUUAUUUCAAUUGCUGAAAAUGAAGAGGCUUUUGGUUAUGGACCUUAUGCGGAAUCAUAUGUUGCUUUAGUGCGUAAAAUGUAUCGCCAUUGUGAAAGAUUUUUGGUUAACAACGUUAAUGUAGCUGUUACCGUACCAAGUUGGUCUCUGCUACCAGCUGAAGUUCAACAAAAAAUCAAAGACUCGGCUAUCAUUGUAUUCGAGUUUGACAAACCAUUGGCUCCUAGACCUCAGUUAUCAAGUAGUCAACUUCAAUCUUUGCGAAAAAAACGAUCUCCAGAAAACUCUGAUCCAUCAAAAUCAUCUUCUACUAGUAAUAAAUCUGUCCACAAAUCAAAACAGCGAAGCAACGAGACUCGCAAUAAAAUGUCCUUAACUCGUUCAGCUACUGAUCAUAUUUAUGAUGAAGUAAGUUUCGAGCCAGGAGAGUUCGAAAGUGGUGCUACAUCCUUACCCCUUGCUACAAUGCAUGAUCGAUAUCGAUCGCAUAGAAUUGGUAGGCGCUCUAGAGAUGGUCAAGAAUCUAAUGUUGAUCCGCAUUCUGAUCGUAGAUCCGAUGAUAUGUGUGAGGACUUAGGAGAGAUUUCAUCUUCUACUAAUGAAAAGUACCAGGAUCAAGAAAUGUCUCGCAAGAAACAAGAUAAAAAUCGACGAAGUCCACAGUCAACUUCAGCUCUAUACAAUAACUCUUUUCGACCAUCUUCACGGACAAGAACCAGUUCAUCUUCUUCAGCUACUCGAACACUUACAUCGAGGCCUCCAUUUAAAUGAAAUGCAAUUUACAAUUCCAAAAAAUCUCAUUAACAUUGUAUUUGGACAAAAUUAACUCUACCAAAUACAAUGAUGAGGAUUCAUCCUUUAAAUCCUUUUUUCCAUAAACCUAAUCGUUAACUAAUUAGAUUACUCGUUAUUUUACUAUUUUACUAUCAAGUUGGAAGUAGAAAUAGGUAAACAUCAAAUUGUGAUCAAGAUACCAUUUGCAUCAAUUAAGCUUAAUCAAAACUUGGCAAUACUUAAACUGGCGGUACUAUGAGUGCAAUGAAUAUAUUAACCACGAAACCAGUCUUGUACAAACCACGAAAGUCUCUGGAUGAAUACAAAGAAACAAAUGGAUUUGAUGGAAUCAAUUUUGAAAUGAAAA